AUGUCGCUCGAGCAGGGCCCUGAAGGUGCGGAGGAUGUCAACGACUUCCUCGUACGCAUCCGAGAGCUCGGCGAGAAACGCGAUAAGGAAGAUGAGGAGAGAACGAGAAAACUCGAAGAGGAGAUCUUACAGGGCCGGAGAGAGCGGGAAGCUAGGCGAGCUGAACGCGCGCGGUCUAUUUCUCCGACGAAGGAUUCCCCUCCGAUACUGGGUAGUCUAAUUCAGAGGGAGUCGCUUUUGAGCGCGUCCACACCGUCGCAGUCAAUCGUCCCUCCGGUUGAGCUGCUCCCCACUACAAAAACCCUCGAUUUGGACCUGAUAUCACGCGAUACAGUCCCUGAUGGUGUUGAUACGGAUAUAAACAAUCAAAUCGAUGGUGAUUCAAAAGGAAAUACUGAAAAUUACCCACCCCCAUCCAGUCGAUCCCGCGCUAUGUCCUGGAGGCAACGCCCACUAUCAAGAGAUAUUGAGCCCUUAACUUCUUUGAAAUUUCUCGGGGAUCUAACCCCAAUUACACCGGAAAAGGCAGAUAGAGAGACGUCAGCGACCGAAUCCGACUCAACGAUGUCGCGCGAGCAAAUUGCACAGUCGUUAGGUUCGAAGGACCCCUCAUGGUUCAAACAAACAAGUGACCGAGGAAUUGGCUCGCAGGCAUAUAGAAGGGCACCGAAUGCAUCUUUAUCAGAGCUACAACUAUCUGGGGGCACCGUUAAACUCCCUGGGUUGAGCAAAGAGUCCCCCAUUGCUCUAGAAGCGAGCUAUGACAAUGGCGAAAGGUCCCGCUCUCCAUCGCGAGCAAGUUCCGUUUACGGUGGAAGCAGCUUUGGGAAUCGUUACUCUAGCGUGUCCGCCUCUGGAACCAGUGGGCUGGGAUCUCCAGUUCCACUGUCAAGCACUCACAGACUCGACGGUCGUCCACCUUCGAGCAGUGGCGAUAACCAAACACCUGAUCGUGUUGCAAUGUCACCUUCGCAAAGUCGCCUUGUAUCUGAUCGCCCAUCGUCACCCACUAAAGGCUUAGGCGGUUUUGUCCAAAGUGCCAUGAUGAAACGCUCCGAUAGUGUUUCAAAACGAUGGAGCGCACAGCCAGGCUCAAACACUUUUCGAAAUAGUUUUAUUUCAACCCGUGGUGAUCUUCCUGGUUCCAGAGCAAGCUUCCAAUCCUCGAAGCUCCAAGCUACCUCGACGGCGCAAGAACCCAUCUCUCGGCCAGGAUCGAGCCAUAGUGAGGCGACUGUAGUACGGCAUUCUUCGGACGAGAAUCCCGCUCCAAAUACCGAGAACGAAGCUCCCAAAGAUGGAACUACACCAAGCAACCGCAUAGGAAGAUCGUCCUUCUCAUAUUCUGGUUCGAGACCGGGCUCAGUUUCAACACCAGACGACCUACCCAUCACUCCAUCCAAAACAAUGGACCCAAAAAGAUGGAGUCCUACGAAGGCUUCGUGGUUGGAAAGUGCGCUUAACAAGCCGGAAUUCCCGAGGCUCAAGACGCCCAAAACACCUCAUGACCCCGAAUGGAAAAAGGAUUUUACCCACAAGCUUCGGUCUUCUAGAGAUAUUGGUCGCAGUGAUAAAAGUCAAGACUCAUACGCAGAACCUACGAUGGGCAGGGAAAAAGUGGGCGAUAGGGACCCUGGCAUGAUAGAGGCGCUUAAGAGUUCAGACUCACAUACAACUUCUCCCGGAAAGGUCCAGCAAGCAGGUUCAGAAACCCCGUUCGAGACAACUAGUUCCAGUAUUGUGGAAGAUACAACCAAAGACAAACCCCGGUCGCAAUACCCAGCUAUCCCUUCAAAAUCCCAGGAACUAGAGUUGAAAAUACGCGAGGCUUCGCGAGGCAACACACCUGUCGUCUCCCCUAUAGCGAGGUCACCAAACAGUCCUAUUGAAAAAGUGCCUUCGAGCUUAGGUACCUCUAAACCCCCGGGCCCAAGGCCUCCGGUGAAUGAUUUCCGUGCAAACCUUCGGCGUCGUGAGGCUCCAAUCGAGAAACCUAGCAACGACGAGCCCGAGUUUAAGAGUGUAUUCGGAAAGCUGCGGAGAACCGAGACUAAAAACUACGUUGCGCCCAAUGAGCUCAAAGAGAAUAUUCUCAAAGGGAAAGCUGCUUUGAAUGCAACAGGAGGCCCAAGGAAAACCCCGAGGGUCGAUGAAUUCAAGGAUAGCAUUCUGAAGCAAAAAGAAGCGAUGAAAGUGGGUGGAGGUUCCAUUAGACGGACGACAAGCGAUGACAGGCGGCUCCCUGGAGCCCCACAGUCCCCAAUUCCCGAAGCUAUCGCAAGAAGAAACGCAUUGAACAGGUCUGAUAGCACGAGAAGCAAUAUUUCGACUUCUAGCGGCAUUCCUCUGACUCCCAAGCCGUUCCAGUCAAAAUUUUCACACUCCAACAUUGAAUCAGAGCCAUCCCUUCGAUCAGGUCAAACCUCACCUGUAAAACAGCCGGAAAACGAACAUGCCCCCGAGCAGUUGCCAGUCGCUUCCAUACCUGACCCUUCCCGGAAAAUACCCGAAGAUGCUCAGAUCAAGACCCAUUCGCCACUACCUAGCUCGCCAGCACCUCGUCCCCGCAGCGAAACUGUUAAGAGUAAACUUGCCGAUCGUCUAAAUCCAGCGCUCGCGGGAAUUCUUGCCAGAGGCCCACCAUCUGAAACCAAGCCUGCUUCGGCGAAUUCCGUAGAUAUCUAUAGUACACGGUGUUCCCAAGAGUCUUCAGCUGCUCCGCUAACACACAUGACAAAAUCCCGCGCCAAGGGCCCUAAAAGACGAUUGCCACAGAAGGUGAAGGCAGAGAGGUCGCAAUCCACGCCACAAGCCGACGACCCUUUUCCACCAGGCAUGAAACUGGAUGACUAUCCCACCGACAUAUCUCCAACAAAAAGUAUGCCGGGCUUCACUGAACAGCUGGAAUCUUUGAAUAUCAAUGGCCAGGAGACUGCGAUGCCCUCUGGCCGAGUUGAUUCGUUAAACAGUCUGCCCAAGUCAAAUAACCUUCACUCAGAUCUCUCGUCUAAAAAUCUUGCCGUCAGUAAACCUGAAUUGCUACCUUCCACUACCUCUUCUGAGCCGAAGGAGCCUGCCAGGCUUAUAUCAAAACCAUCCCCUCUUAGCAUCAACACCGAACCAAAAGACAACCCUAGAGCUGUAUCCAAUUAUCCAGCCUCUCCCUUGGGUUCAAGUCAGAGUCCCAUCAUUCCGAAGAAGCCGCGUUUAUACGAAAGAUCUUCAGCUCAUGACAUUAAGCAGCCCAGCCAUUUGUCAACGGCUUCCAGCGAGGAAGCCGGCGACUCUCAGGUAACGGGCCUGAAAUCACACCCUUCACGAGAUGGAAUAUCUUCAUAUAUAGGCAAACGUGUCGUAAGUCCGCCGGUGCCAUCAAAGCCAUCCUCAAUCAAUACUGCCCAAUCCAACAGCCAAGGCCUCGUCUCGUCUACUUCACCGUUCCCUCAAACACCUGAAGCGGCGCGACUUUUUUCUACUUUUUUUGAUGUGGCCCCCAGUGCUAAAAAUAAAGUCGACAUUGAUCCUUCCGCCAUUCUAUCAUCCAACUCGGUGCCAUCUCCAAAAACGAAAACUGUGAGGAGACAGAUCUGGGAAUUCGGCAAUGAUGGUAAAAGGAGGGAUUUACCGGCGAACCAAGAAUACAUUCUUUUUGAACAGAGUAUGUAUUUGUGCAUUCACACCUUCGAGACCGCCAAUGGAUCUAGCACCACCCAGACGCAUUUGUGGUGUGGCGAUGGUAUCAGUGAAGGCACUAUCGAAGACGCUCAGCUAUUCGCCCGCAAACUGGCCAGGGAGAACAACUCUAAACUCGAGAUUUUGCGACAAGGGAAGGAGACAGCGAAUUUCAUCCAAGCGCUUGGAGGCAUUAUCCUUACGCGGCGGGGAUCAAGUAGCCGAGCCGAUUCUCCGGCUCUAUACAUGCUCUGCGGCCGCAGGCAUCUAGGCCAGAUAGCUUUCGAUGAGGUCGAUAUGACGCGUCAAAGUCUCUGUUCUGGGUAUCCUUUCAUUUUAUCUGCGAAAUUUGGCAACUUGUAUCUGUGGAAAGGACGAGGUAGCACCGCGGACGAACUCGGAUGUGCGCGACUCAUUGGAAUGGACCUCGGGUUGACGGGUGAAAUCGAAGAAAUCACCGAAGGCGAAGAGCCAAGCAGUUUUUUUGAUUGUUUUCCCAAUUCCCAUGUUGAUCGAACGUAUCCAUCCGCUGAUCAUUGGAGAUUCAAGCCAAACAAUGAGAAAUUUUGCUCCCGAUUGUUCCGAAUAGACCAUGGACUUGGUCAAGGGUUUGGUGCUGCGUUUUGGAACCGCCGGGGCGCCAAUUCCCCCGUAACACGACCAAAUGAUACGGUGCAGUCAAUUGAACCUUUCUGCCAGCGAGAUCUCGACAACGGACAUAUAUAUGUCCUGGAUGCUUUCUUCGAGAUUUAUGUGUAA
Coccidioides posadasii C735 delta SOWgp is the source of this 4431-nucleotide messenger RNA. RefSeq lists its product as uncharacterized. NCBI's taxonomy places the organism in Eukaryota, Fungi, Ascomycota, Eurotiomycetes, Onygenales, Onygenaceae. The record is from RefSeq and is a predicted model, not a curated record. Gene Ontology annotation, biological process: actin filament severing; barbed-end actin filament capping. Gene Ontology annotation, molecular function: phosphatidylinositol-4,5-bisphosphate binding; actin filament binding.